AAUCUAGUACGGAAUUAAAACAAGAAAAUAAGACCCAGAUGCGUAGUAAGUUUAAAGACGAACAUCCCUUUGAGAAACGUAAAGCAGAAGCAGAACGAAUUCGACAGAAAUAUCCCGACCGUAUUCCGGUUAUAUGUGAAAAGGUGGAGAAGAGUGAUAUACCUACCAUCGAUAAAAAGAAAUACUUGGUGCCUGCCGAUUUAACUGUGGGACAAUUUGUGUAUGUGAUCAGAAAACGAAUCAAGUUGAGUCCAGAGAAGGCCAUCUUUAUCUUUGUGAAUGAAAUAUUACCUCCCACCGCAGCAUUAAUGAGUGCUAUUUACGAAGAGCACAAGGACGAAGACGGUUUCCUGUACAUCACGUACUCUGGUGAAAAUACCUUUGGCUAUUAAAACUCCUCUUUUUACAACCCCCAUUAACAACCACAAAAAGAAACAGAAAAAAAAAAUAAAACAUUUUGUAAGAAAUACUAAGAGAAAGAAAAAAAGAA
Mucor mucedo is the source of this 490-nucleotide messenger RNA. RefSeq names its product microtubial binding protein. Gene Ontology annotation, cellular component: fungal-type vacuole membrane; cytosol; autophagosome. Gene Ontology annotation, molecular function: phosphatidylethanolamine binding. Gene Ontology annotation, biological process: cellular response to nitrogen starvation; macroautophagy. The coding region runs from base 39 to 392 and encodes 117 amino acids. Lineage: Eukaryota; Fungi; Mucoromycota; Mucoromycetes; Mucorales; Mucoraceae. The transcript has 4 exons. The record is from RefSeq and is a predicted model, not a curated record.